Molecule: messenger RNA, 4368 nt
Organism: Xenopus laevis (African clawed frog)
Lineage: Eukaryota; Metazoa; Chordata; Amphibia; Anura; Pipidae
Gene: rrn3.L
Product: RRN3 homolog, RNA polymerase I transcription factor L homeolog
Exons: 18
Coding region: 181-2073 (630 amino acids)
Biological process (GO): transcription by RNA polymerase I; transcription initiation at RNA polymerase I promoter
Cellular component (GO): nucleus
Molecular function (GO): RNA polymerase I general transcription initiation factor activity; RNA polymerase I core binding
Source: RefSeq, a predicted model, not a curated record
GAGCGGGGCGAUUAAAAGACACCAGUUUGCAAUGUAUUUUGGGUUUUUGUCAGUGGUGUUAACACUACGUAGAACGUACCUCGUUUUUUUUUUGUGAUGUACAGGAUUAAAUGAGUCACGUGGUGUCCUAAAGAUCAUGUCCAUUUACCUGUGGCACCAGCUGUUAAUUAUAUUCAUAUAAUGCACAAAAGCCAUGAAUAUCUCGUAAAUUAUAUCCUUAUAAACGAUUUAAAGAUGCUGUCAGAAAGCGAUGAUUUUUUCAACUCUCCACCUAAAAAAACUGUCCGAUUUGGUGGAAAAGUGACAGAAGUCUUGAUCAAGUAUUCAAAGGGUGAUGUCACUGACUUUGAGCUUUUGAAGCAUCAGUUAUCAGAUCCAGAAAUUAAGGAUGUGCAGAUUUUAAACUGGUUGCAUGAAUUUCGCUCUUGCGUUACCUACCUGACAAAAGAUUAUGAGCAGCUUGUCAGCAUUGUAUUGAAAUUACCAUGGCUGAACAGAAGCAAGAAUGUUGUAGAGGAAUAUUUGUCCUUUUUAGGGAACCUUGUAUCAGCUCAGACUGUAUAUCUGAGAUCUUGCCUGAUCAUGAUUAUCUCACACAUUGUGCCUGCUCGAGUUAUCAUAAGAGAAGGUGAUGUGGAUAUUUCGGAUUCCGACGAUGAAAGCGAAGACAUCAUUUCAACAUUCAACACGUGUCAUAGAGCACUCCAGAUAAUUGCAAGAUAUGUUCCUUCGGCACCUCGUUUUCUCAUGCCGAUACUUGUGGAAAAGUUUCCUUACACCAACAAAUCUGCAAGAACAUUGGAAUGUUAUGUGCACAACCUUCUGCGAAUUACUGUCUACUUCCCAACGCUGAGGCUUGAGAUUUUGGAGCUUGUGAUUGAAAAGCUUUUGAAGAUUGAUGUAAGUGCUUCUCGCCAGACUAUAGAGGAGGCUGAAGAGGCUGCUUUUCAAGCUGGUGGAGAACAAAACAAAGAAGAGGGACUUUUCAACAUGGAUGAAGAUCUGCAAGAAAUUAGUACAACUCCUGUUGUUAGUGAGUCUAUGGCCCAUCCAGUUGCUGAACGUUUGGAUAUAUUGAUAUUGACCCUCUGUUCUUAUAUUAAGGACAUCUGCUUAACCAAUGAUACAUUGGACUUGAAUAAAACAAAAGACUUGUACAGAGAUUUGUUGGCUGUAUUUGAUAAGUUGAUUCUUCCAACCCAUGCUUCCAGCCACGUUCAGUAUUGCAUGUUUUAUAUUUGCAGCUUCAAAUUGGGCAUUGCAGAAGCAUUUCUUGAACAUCUCUGGAAAAAACUACAGAAUCCAAACAAUCCUCCAGUUAUACGACAGGCAGCAGCAAACUAUAUUGGAAGUUUUCUGGCUCGUGCCAAGUUUAUUCCACUGGUGACAGUGAAAGCUUGCCUUGAUCUCCUGGUAAACUGGUUGCAUGGUUAUAUUGAUAACCAGGAUGCUGGAAGUAGAGCCUACUGCGAUGUAACUGUCCAUGGUCCCUUCUACGCUGCAAGUCAGGCAGUGUUUUACUCCUUUAUAUUUCGCCAUAAACAGUUUUUAGAAGGGAACUUGCGGAAAGGCCUGACCUACCUACAGAAUCUGAAUUUGGAAAGAAUAGUCAUGUGCCAACUGAAUCCUUUAAAAAUCUGCCUUCCAUCUGUGGUUAACUUCUUUGCAGCCAUCACCAGGAAAUACCAGCUGGUGUUUUGCUACACUAUCAUAGAGCGCAACAAUCGGCAGAUGAUCCCCAUUGUAAGAAGCAGCACUGGUGGUGACUCUGUUCAAGUCAGCUUUAAUCCACUUGACAGCUUCUUUCCCUUUGACCCCUGCAUUCUGAAAAGGUGUAAAAAGCUUAUGGAUCCAUUUUAUCAAAUAUGGGAAGAGUCUAACUCUGAAGAUUUGAAAGGAGGUGAAAAGUGUGUAAAGGGUUCGACUGCAGAUGACGAAGAUGAUUUCCUUAAAGGACAAACUCCUCAGAAUGACAGUUCAGUUGAAAUGACUCCAGGGUCUUUUGAUUCUCAUCUAAGAAGCCCUAGCAGCGUGGGGUCCCCUCCAGCUGCAUUUCUACGACGACCCUUCUGAACAACGAAGCUGUCUGUAAAUGCAAUAAGCAUUUGCCCAAGGAAGUAGUCUUAUCAGCCCCCUGCUGCAAAGGGUGGUUGCUGUUGUAUUCUACGUUGCAGAAGUCAAAAAGCAAUUUCUGUCAGCAAGAGUUGAAGAGGUGCUGACCCGGAUUUCUGUGUAAAUGAAUUGGAAUAUCUGUAAGGUGCAGAGUACGAUCUUGGGGGAAAAAAAAAAACCUCUGGAAGAUUUAAGAUCUUUAAAAUUGAAAUCAUAGGAAAGUGUUGCAUUUAUAGAGGUUAAUACAGUUUUCUUCAAAGUUUAUCAAAACAAUCUACAAUUAACAACAGAAAUGAUCCCUGAUACGCUUAUUUUCACCAUAUGGCAUGUUUUUUUGCUACAACUGACAAAUGUAAAAUAAGAACCCAAAGCUUUUUUUAAAAAAAAAAAUAAAGGCUGCCCCCCCCCAGUGUAACAACAAAUGGCUUAGGGGCAAGAUUUUAAUCUACAUCUUAGUUUUGUGCACGUCCACAAAAUAUGAUGGUAGGACCCUAUGAAUAAGGCCAUAUACAUGAGUAUCUGUACAAAUUACAGUGUCCGUGUCCAUUUUAGCACAUCCUGCAGCAUUGGAAGACAUCUUGCGGCAUUUUAGCACUACUCUUGGCACCUACCUUAAUACCUUACCCUGGCAGUGGGAUGGAGGAAGCUUGUGACAGGGCAUUGCAAAAUGCAAACGAACAGACCAGUGAUGGGAGGGACACAGAAACAAUUACACAGGGUAUGGAGCAUGGAGGAUUUCAAUAUGUGUGUGUCCCUGAUCACUGAGAGAAGGGAGGAUGGAAACUGACAGGGAUAGGACACGAGUAUAUUCAUUUUGGAGGAGGAUGUCCUAAAAUGUAACAAAUCUUUAAUUAAGGAUCUAACCCAAUAUAAUAGAAGGUGGCGGUUUAGGACCAUCAGAUAAUCCUUCCUUAAAGGAACACUAACACCAGAAAAGGAUUUUAAAUUGUUUUAAAGGAAUGACAAUAUAAUAUAUUAUUACCCUGCUCUGGCAAAACUGCUGUGUUUGCUUCAUAAAGAAAACUGUACUUCAUAUAAAGAAGCUGCUGUUUAGCCUUGGGGGCAGCCAUUCAAGCACAGGAUACACAGUAGAUAAGAGACCUUCUGAACAAUCCUAUUGUAUAAUACAGACUCUAUCUGUUAUCUGCUGUGUAUCCUAAGCCUUUUCAGCUUUGAAUGUCUGCCCCCAUUGCUACACAGUAGCUUGUUUAUAUAAUCUAUAGUAGAGUUUCUGAAGCAAACACCCCAGUUUUACCACUGCAGCCUAACACAACAAUAUAUUUUCAUUACUUUUGGUGUUCCUGUUCCUUUAACCAGUUGUUUUUUUAGGUGAGCAGAUAAUCUUAUUGAACCUACUGGGGUGUUGUUAAUGACAUCUCAAGCAACUGCCACCUGGCCUGCUCAAAGACAGAGAGACCAAAGUCACCCAUCGUAAUAAUGGUCUUUGUUAUCAUACUGUACAAACUUGAAACAUUAUUCGUUUUACAAAGUGAAUUUAACAGUAGAAAGGUUAUUUCUUCUAAUGAUGUGUUUAUACAUAAUAUAUUUAAACAAGAACUAAUUAAAGGAAAGGAAAGGCCAGGGGGUGCCAUCAUUUAUGCCAUUAUUUUACACCGUCUCAGACCUGGCAUAACCUAUUCAAGUCAAUGGGAAAAGUUUAGGUGGCAAGAAAGUUAUGGCUUAAGAGAUGCUGUAUAUAUGUAUAGCAAUGGUAAUCACUGCUUAUUUAUACCAGAAUUUUACACUUUGCUAUGCAGUUUCCUAAAUACCCAGCUUGAUAAAUACAACAGAUUUGUGUGUCAAUGUGUGGUGUAUUCACAUACAGUUUUUAACACAGCUUAAUAGAUAGGCCCCAUUCUGUGUUAUUCUUUUACUUGCACGCAAUACUAUUUGAAAGAGAGAUAUUUCUAGAUCAGGUUUGCCCAACUGGAGGAUAAAGCCAAAUGUGGCAUUAUUGUGGAUUUAAUGGCACCCAAUCUGCUCAUGGGCUUCACAGCAUCUCUAUGACAUUAUUUUAAUACAAUCUCACCCUUGAGCAUGCUGUAUCAACAAAUAAAUCGCUCACUAUAUGUAAAUAGUUGCACGUUACUUUCCAAUAUAAUCUAUCCUGGCUUUUCAUUACCAUGAGAAUUGCUUUUGAGAAUCUUUUAUUGUUGCUGUGUUAUUUGUUUUACAUCUGUAUGGAAUAUACAAUAAACAGUGUCAUUACCAUAGGUGUAAAUAUAUGCUUUUGUCUAUUAAAUGUGUCAGUUACUU